AUGGUGUCCAAACUCAACCACGAAUUCGGCGUCCUCUUCGGCUUCGUCGGCGCCAUGAUCGUCUCGCUCGGUGUAUUCGCCACGGCAAUGUAUUUCAAGAAUAAGCGCGACGCGAACAGGGAGAGAGAGAGGAAGAUUGCGCUGCAUGAGAAGGGGUUUGCUGCUAGGGAUAAUGGGGUAGGAGUUGAGAGGGUGGAUGGCGACGGGAAUGGGAAAGAGGUCGUUGGCGGGCAUUAUGAGAAUAGUACGGUGGUGUGA
Molecule: messenger RNA, 258 nt
Organism: Venustampulla echinocandica
Lineage: Eukaryota; Fungi; Ascomycota; Leotiomycetes; Helotiales; Pleuroascaceae
Exons: 1
Coding region: 1-258 (85 amino acids)
Source: RefSeq, a predicted model, not a curated record